AUGGACUGCACCACAGAUGGAGAUUCUGAUGUUGAAGCUUAUGGGGCCGGCACUUAUGAGCUCCUGGUAUCAGGAGAUUUAAAAGUGAUGAGUGAUGAAGGCUCGUACCGAUGCCCCUUUUGUUCAGAUGCAAAGAAGGGCUACAAUUUACAUGAUCUGCUGCAGCAUGCCUCUGGUGUGGGGGCUGCACAUGACCGGGAAGCGGAAGAGAAGUCGGAUCAUCGUGCUCUUUUAAAGCAUUUGAAGGGUAAGGUUUCUGAAUCACCUGGCUCAGUGUUCCAGCCAACGCUUACGGAUCCGCAGGCUCCCCAACAUAACAGAGACGAGCAGUUUGUCUGGCCUUGGAUGGGUAUCCUAGUGAAUAUGCCAAAUGAGUACUUUGGCAAAAGUGCAAACCGGCUGAAGGAGCAUUUCUCAUGUUUUCAUCCAGUGAAGGUGCAUCCUGUGUAUAACAAAGGUAGUCCCACACGUAAUGCUAUUAUUGAGUUUGGGAAGGACUGGAGUGGUUUUAGGAAUGCACGGGCCUUUGAGAGUCAUUUUGCGAUGAAAGGGUAUGGCAAAAAUUACUGGAAAGAAAUGAAGUGUGGAGGUACAGAGCCUGUUGGGUGGGUGGCGAGGGCUGAUGAUUACAAUUCUCUAGGGGCAAUAGGUGAAAUUCUUAGAAAAAAUGGUGAUCUGAAAACGUUCAGUGAUAUUGAGAAUGAAGGAACAAAUAAAACCGACAAACUUUUGGCUAAUUUAGCAUAUCAAGUUAGAGAAAAGGAGAUGCAUUUAGAGGAACUUGAGUGUGAGUACAAUAAGAGAGCUGCAUCACUUGACCUAAUGAUGGAGAAGAGGGAACAACUACUGCAGUCGUACACUCAAGAAAUCAUGAACAUGCGACAGCUUUCUCAGAAAAAUACACAAAGAGUUGUUGACGAGAACCAGAAGCUACGGUCUGAUCUCCAGGGGAUGAUGGAUGAGCUUGAUGCAAGAAGCAAACAAAUCAAGGAGUUGGCUGCACGGACUGGCAGGGACCUUGAGCUGGAGAAACAGAAGAAUGCAAUGAAAGCCAAUCAUCUUAGGUUGGCCGCAUUGGAGCAGCAAAAAGCUGCUGAAAAUGUUGUGAAACUUCUGGAAGAACAAGAGAGAGAGAAAGCAGCUGCUCUAGAAAAGCUUAGGAGGUUGAAUGUACAGAUGGACACGAAGCAUAAUCUUGAAUUGGAAAUAAAGCAUUUGAUGGGAAAAUUGCAAGUGAUGGAGAUCAAACCAGGUGCUGAAGAUUCCGAAUCCAGGAACAGAAUUGCUGAACUGAGAGAGGAGCUCAAUGACAAGAUCGAUGAACUGAAGGACAUGCAGAGCUACAACCAAGCUUUAAUUGAUAAUGAAAGCAAGUAUAGGGAUGAGUUGCGAGAAGCUCGAGAAGCGCUGGUAGAAGCUCUGCAGGUUUUGCCUGGCACCACAAUGUGCCAGACGCAGAUAGGCAUCAAGAGGAUUGGUGAGCUUGACCCCAAAGCGUUUCUAAACAUGUGCAAGCGAAAAUUUCCAGAAGAGGAUGCAGAAGCUGAAAGCGCCAUUCUUUGUUCCAAGUGGCAGAAUGAAAUUAACAAUCCAGAAUGGCGCCCUUUCAAGGUUGUUAUGGUCAACGGAAAAGAGUCGAAAGUACUCAGGGAGGACGACGAGAAGCUUCAAGAACUGAAGGAGUACGGUGAGGAACCCUAUGCUGCGGUAAUAAAGGUGCUGAUCGAGCUGAAUGGCAGUGGGAGGAAUCCUUCCUUGGAGCUGUGGAACUAUGAGGAGGGCCGGAAGGCGCAGAUGAAGGAAGCAGUUCAGCAUGCUCUGGAGCUGUGGAAGGCAAGCAAGGCGAAGGGCAUGACAAGGCGCUGAGCUCGACACAUCGGUUUCAUCCUGAGUUAAUGGACACCCUAGCUGUUAGACUAAUGCAGUCCUAUAGACUGAUUGGAUCCUUAUUUAUAUGAGGUACAACUA
Molecule: messenger RNA, 1968 nt
Organism: Phragmites australis (common reed)
Lineage: Eukaryota; Viridiplantae; Streptophyta; Magnoliopsida; Poales; Poaceae
Product: factor of DNA methylation 1-like
Exons: 6
Coding region: 1-1866 (621 amino acids)
Biological process (GO): gene silencing by siRNA-directed DNA methylation
Source: RefSeq, a predicted model, not a curated record